AUGCCCGAGUCUUCCGCCGCUGGCCCAAGUACAAACACCUUCAGUACCACCACUACGACUACGACAACGGUACCUUCUCGAGGGAGACCUUAUACCUUCACUUCCACUCAAUCACCGACGCAGAGAUACAGCUCGCCUCCCAACCAAGCCCCAGUGACCGUUGUCACCCCUCCCGACGGAUCUGCCAAUGUCCCCGCCACGAGAAACUCCGUCGCAUUUCCUACUCAAGUCAACAGGCUCCGGCCGAUCAGCAUCAGGAGACUGAAUUCGUCCAAUUUCAAUCGACCACAAGAUGGUGACUCGGCUCCUGGUACUGCCAGUAGCAACGUGAGCCGGUCUUCGUCGCUUCGAGGACGGAGCAGUUCGGCGCCACAACAUGCCACACUAGACGUCGAUGGGUCUGGCAAUGCUCUGAAGACGCAGACCUCGAGACAAUCGCUCCUUCCCACUGUGGCAGAAGGCGCCCCCGUCGACCGGGAUACAGUCAAUGAGGAAACCUUUGGCGGGCCUAGUAGCAGGAGACGAAGUGCUGCAAGGUCGGUGCUUAGUAGACUCAGCGAUCACUCGCAAGAACGCCAACGGCGUCAAGGGCCCGAGUACGAAUCGGAGGUAGUGGACUUGUUGGAUGUGCUUGAUCCUGAGGUUUCGACCUUGACCACUUUGACCAAUGUUCAGAAUUCCUUGUUUGUGCCAGACCUAGGUAGAUGGGUGAAUCGAAGACCGACAUACGAGUUAAGCCGGCAGCCAACGUAUGUCCGGUCCGAACGGCCUGGGACGAUAGCUGAAAAGGAGCCCUCUGUCAUGUCACCUAUUCCCAGUGAACCGACCUUGGAAGAAGCAUCACUGGACCAAGGACCAGAAGAUCCGACGGGUACUGGCCCAUCGUCGAUGCAGCGUUCAUGGUCAUGGCAACGCAGACCGCAGUUGGAGCGCAGCCACAGUAUCUCGUCUGUGGUAUCCGAAUCUCAUUAUGCCGUCUUACCCCACGGAGUUCGACUGGAAGGGUGGAGCGAAGAGGACAAAGAAGUCUUGGAUGACCAUGUGAGACACAUGUUGCACUCGAAACGGUCCAAGUUCAAACAGCGUAUGGUUGCCUUUGGCAAGUACGUUCGAAAACCUCUUGGCUUCUUUGUGACCCUCUACGCCACUCUGAUCACGCUGUUUGGGGCGGCGUGGGUGCUUUUCUUGAUCGGUUGGAUUUAUGUCGGAGACCGUCAAUUAUACAUCAUCAACAUCAUUGACAAUGUGCUUGUCGCCCUUUUUGCCCUUAUGGGCGAUGGUCUGGCGCCAUUUCGGGCCGUCGACACUUACCACAUGAUUUAUAUUGCCCAUUACCACCAUCUGACGUGGCGGUUACGCCGAGAAAGGGGGCUUCCGGAGCUGCACGAUCACAACGACCUUCCUCCUCCGCCGGAAAAGCAUAUGGACAUCGAAGCCGGCGAACCCGAGGACGCGCAAUAUUCGGUUCUGACGCCAAAGCAGCAACAAAAGUUGAUCCAUCACCAGGCGAAAUUCUCCAAGUCGCACUCAUUCUACAAGCCACAUGAGACCUCGACGCAUCACGCGUUCCCACUGCGGCUGCUCGUGACCAUUGUGUGCUUGUUGGACUGUCAUUCCCUGUUUCAGAUUGCACUGGGGACGUGUACUUGGAGUAUCAACUAUCGUACGCGGCCUGAGGCAUUGACCUCCACGAUCCUUGCAUGCUCGAUCACCUGCAAUAUCACCGCGGGUGUAGUGAUCGCCAUCGGUGACCGCAUGUCCCGGAAGAAGGAUGUGGUCAAACAACUGAAGCGGCAAGAGCUGACCACUGCUGCAAUGAGGAAGGUCGAAAAGCAUCGAAGAGAUCGAGAGGAACAGCUGCGCCAACCAGAGCGGCCAGAGAACUUUGGCGUUAUUGACGAGGAGACGGCCGAGCAGAUGAAGUCGCAGACGCAUCUUCCGACGACCAUUGUCGCCAAAUAG
This is a messenger RNA of Capronia coronata CBS 617.96, 1962 nucleotides long. RefSeq lists its product as uncharacterized. The transcript has 4 exons. Lineage: Eukaryota; Fungi; Ascomycota; Eurotiomycetes; Chaetothyriales; Herpotrichiellaceae. The record is from RefSeq and is a predicted model, not a curated record. Bases 1 to 1962 code for a protein of 653 amino acids.